Prunus mume (Japanese apricot) is the source of this 3274-nucleotide messenger RNA. Lineage: Eukaryota; Viridiplantae; Streptophyta; Magnoliopsida; Rosales; Rosaceae. The record is from RefSeq and is a predicted model, not a curated record.
UAUUGUUGGUCUUACCAAUUCUCUCUGGCUUUGUCUCCAUUUCAUAAUUGCUUUGUUCAGUGUUUACAGCAGAAGCAGCAGAUUUCCAAUGGCGUUGAGCACCCAAAGAGCCUCUGCUUUUUAUCCUUCAGCAGAUCAGUCGGCUCCUCCUCAAUGGAACUAUGAUGUGUUUUUGAGUUUCAGGGGGGUAGACACUCGAAAUAGCUUUUUAUCCCAUUUAUACCACGAAUUGCAGCACAGGGGAAUUAAAACAUUCAAGGAUGAUCCAAAGCUUGAAAGAGGGACAACUAUUUCUUCUGAUCUCUUCAACGCAAUCCAAGAAUCAAGGCUUGCAAUCGUUGUUCUCUCGCCAAACUAUGCUUCUUCUUCCUGGUGCUUGGAUGAACUUACAAAGAUUCUCCAAUGCAUGAAAUCCAACGGCACAGUUCUGCCUGUGUUUUUUAAUGUGGAUCCCACCGAUGUGCGAAAACAAAGCGGCAGUUUUGCAGGUGCGUUCGCUGAGCAUGAGAAAAGGUUUAGGGAAGACGUAGAAAAGGUGAAGUGCUGGAGAGCUGCUUUAACUGAAGUUGCCUAUUUAUCUGGGUUGGAUUCAAAGAAUGAGUGUGAAAGAAAGCUCAUUGAAAAGAUUGCAGAAUGGGUGUGGGGGAAAGUGCAUCGCACAUUCAAGUUGUUAGAUUCAACAGAGUUAGUGGGAAUUAAGUUUACACGUGAGCAAAUGGAUUUGCUUGUAGCUCAUACAGAUGAUGUUCGCUUUGUAGGGAUAUGGGGGAUGGGAGGCAUUGGCAAGACAACCAUUGCUAAGUUUGUUUAUGAAAGCAUUUCUUUUCAUUUUGAAGUUCCCUGCUUUCUUGCUAAUGUUAGAGAGGCUUCUGAAGUUAAUCAUCUUGUUGAUCUACAAAGACAGCUUCUUUUCCCUAUCUUGAAGGAACAAAUUGCUCAAGUUUUGAAUGAAGACUGGGGGACCCAUUUCAUUAAGAAUUGCUUAUGUAAUAAAAAGGUUCUUCUCAUUCUUGAUGAUGUGAAUGCAUCAAGCCAACUAGAGAAAUUUGCUAAGGAAAAGGAUUGGUUUGGUAAGGGGAGUAUAAUCAUCAUUACAACUAGAGAUGAACGGUUGGUUAAAAAGCAUGAUAUGGAGAUAGCAUAUAAGGUAGAGGGAUUAGGUGAUGAUGAGGCUCUUCAGCUCUUUAGUCUGAAGGCCUUUAAAAAAUUUGAGCCCGAGGAAGGUUUUUGGGAAUUGUCCAAGUGCUUUGUAAAUUAUGCUAGAGGCCUUCCAUUAGCUCUUAAAAUUUUGGGAUGCUCUUUGUAUAAGAGAGAUCGAGAUGAAUGGAAAAAUGAAUUGGAUAAGCUAUGGAAAAUUCCUGAGACAGUAAUUUUCGAUUUGCUCAAAAUCAGUUUUGAUAGACUAGAUGAGAUGAGCAAGAAUAUAUUUCUCGAUGUUGCAUUUUUCCUUAAGGGGAAGGACAAGAAGAAAGUAAUUGAAAUACUAGACAGUUGUGACCGUUGUGGUGGGAUAAAUGCUCUCGUUGAGAAGUCGCUCUUAACUAUUGAUAAUUCAAACAACUUUAACAUUGUUGGGAUGCAUGAUUUGAUACAAGAAAUGGCAUUUGAAAUUGUUCGUCAAGAGUCUCCUGAAGAGCCCGGUGGACGUAGUCGAUUGUGUCAUCGUAAUGACAUCAUUCAUGUAUUGAUAAACAAUACGGCAACUAACAAAAUUCAAGGCAUCGCCUUAAGCAUGGUGAAACUUGAAAAGGCGGAUUGGAAUUGUGAAGCAUUCUCUAAGAUGAUUAACCUGAAAUUUCUUGAAGUUGACAAUGUGAUCAAUACUUCAAGCCCCAUAAUUCUUCCUAAUUCCUUAAGAACUAUGAUAUGGAAUUAUUUUCCUUCGAAAUUUCUCCCAUCAGAUUUUCAACCGAAUAAACUUGUUUCACUUGAGAUGCAGGACAGCGAACUAGUUGGGCUGUGGGAUGGAAGAAUUGACUUGCCUAAUUUGAAAUACAUGGACCUUAGUUGGUCUCCAAACUUGGCAGCAACCCCAAAUUUCACUGGCAUUCCAAAACUCCAGGUGUUGAAUCUUGAAGGGUGUGAGAAUUUAGUUGAGAUUCACCCGUCGGUUGCAUAUCUCAAAUGGCUUACAGAAUUAAGACUAGAUGGAUGCAAAAGUGUUAAGAGUCUUCCAAGUGAGGUAGAAAUGGAUUCUCUUGUGUGUUUCGUACUUGACGGUUGCUCAAAACUGAAAAAGAUUCCAGAAUUUUCAGGACAAAUGGAAAAUUUGUCAUCUCUUUUUUUAAAAGGGACGUCCAUUGAGAAAUUACCUUCAUCAAUUGGACGUCUUGUUGGCCUUACUCAUCUAAAUGUAAGUAAUUGUGAAAAUCUCGUGGGUCUUCCGAGCGAAAUUUGUAAUUUGAAGUCUCUUGAAUGGCUCUCUGCAAGUGGAAACUCAUUUAGUGACAAAUCAAGGUUUUGGUGGGGCCUCCAAAGAAAGGCUUUUGUGUUGAGUUCAGUACUUGGUUUAUGGUCUUUGAGGCUUUUGGAUCUGAGUGAUUGUGGUCUUUGUGAAGGGGAUAUUCCCGUUGAUAUUGGCUGCUUGUCCUCUUUAGAAAAAUUAGACCUUAGUCGAAACAAUUUUGUUAGCCUUCCUGCAAGCAUUGGAUGUCUUCCUAAGCUUGUGUCAUUUUCGGUACACGGGUGCCAAAGGCUUCAACAAUUGCCCUAUUUCCGCUUUGGAUUGGUUGAUAAUGAACGCUUCUCCGGUGUUUUCAUGAACACAGACGAUUGCACUUCCUUAACAACGUUGCCAAAGUUGAGCAUAAAAAAAGAAAGAAAUUUUGUUUCGUUGAGUUGUUUGAAUUGCUCUGGAUUGGUUGAGAAUGAUGGCUGCGAUGAUAGUAUAAUACUUGGAAUAAUGCUCUGGACUUCUCUGGAUUGGGGAUUCCUUCAGGGACAUCGUUGGCAUAUUCCCGCUUUUCAAAUUGUAACACCUGGAAGUAGAAUUCCAGAGUGGUUCAAUAAUCAAAGUGUAGGAGAUUCCUUAAUUGUGGAGCUACCUCCAUGUACCACGUGGAUUUGGAUUGCUUUUUGCGCUGUCUUUGAAGAAGGUGCCCCUGUGGAUCACCCAAAUCCACCUCAUGACCUUUCUCCCCAUUUUCAAAUUGAAUGUCGCCCGGAAGAAGGUGCCCCUGUGCGGAGUAAAUUCAUUCAUAGAGGCCAUCUUGUGUCACCUCACCUUUGGUUUUUAUCAAAUCUUUCAACAAUGGCGAACAAUGGGGAUGCAUAG